AUGACAUCCAACCAAGCUGACUCUGAUAAAGUAGAGAGUAACGCUAAAGCCUCCAUUCACGGAAUUGCAUCGAGCGGUUUGGAACUAAUCCGAAUUAGUAAACCGCCUGUCGAAAAGAUUCGUAAGUAUGGGGCUGAAAAAUUUUCAGCUACUACUGAAGAUGAUCUCGAGAGACAUGGAUUUUGGUUAGAGAAUACAAUCAGAGUUUUUGAUGAGUUAUCCUGUUCAUCGGCUGAGUGCGUUAAAUGCGCAGUAUCAUUAUUGAAAGAUUCAGCUUACCAAUGGUGGAACACGUUGAUUUCUAUUGUGUCGAGAGAUCAGAUCACCUGGGAAUUUUUCCAAACUGAGUUUCGAAAGAAAUAUAUUAUUCAAAGGUUUCUAGAUCAGAAACGUAAAGAAUUUCUGGAGCUCAAACAGGGCCGUAUGUCUGUAUCAGAGUACAAGCGAGAAUUUGUUAGAUUGAGCAAAUAUUCCCUGGAGUGUAUUCUGACCGAGACAACUAUGUGUAAGAGGUUUGAGGAAGGGCUGAACAAAUACAUAAAGCUUCUAGUUGGAAUUCUUAAGCUGAAAGAAUUCCUUGUAUUAGUUGAUCGAGCACACAAAGCCGAUGAGCUGAGUAAAGAGAAAAGACAUGCUAAUUAUGAAGCUAGAGACUCGAGAAAGAGACCGACUGGAAAGUCCUAUCAGUCAGUAUCACAGAAAGAAAAGAAUAUAACAACUGUUCUACAGCUUCUGAGGGAUAUUCUAGUAGAGACAGAGCUACCUGAUGGUUUAGUCCAAAACCUCAAGCUACAUCUGUUGCAAGUGUUUGGUUCCUUAGACCUCUAUCUUAGAGAUUGUCCAGAGAAAUCCAAGAAAGAGAAAGUUCAGACCCUGAGGCCGAGCAAUACUGUUGCGAGAGGCAGACCACCUCGUAAUCUCAGAAAUGUGAGUGGUAGCCGUGGUGUUACAAAAGAUUCUACUGUGAGAUCCGAGGCACGAGUACCAGCUAGGGAUUAUGCUAUUCGCACACGAGAAGAUCCUUAUGUGCCAGAUGUUAUUAUCAGUACUUUCUCUAUUUUUGAUACUGAUAUUACUGCUUUGAUUGACCCGGGAUCCACACAUUCAUACGUGUACACGAAUUUAGUGACUAGUAAGAAUUUACCUAUUGAGUCCAUUGAAUUCGUGGUUCAAAACGGUGAGACAGUUUGUAUUAAAUCAGAUAGUCCGAGUGUGUUGCCUUUGGUUAUUUCAGCUAUGUCAUCACAGAUAUAUGUGAGAAAAGGCUGUAAUGCUUACCUUGUUUAUGUACUGGAUUCUAAAGUGUCUGAGUAUCCUGAUGUAUUUGUCGAAUUUGUUUCUACGCCUUCAUCGUCGAGGUUACGCCACGAAGGCGUCUUUUCCAAAGAUAGCUAUGGAGGUUUUCCUGUCGAAGUCUCACCAGAAAGGCGUCCUUUGACAGAGAUUGCCACCAUGGCUUCCAUUCAGAGAUAG
Messenger RNA from Gossypium raimondii (Peruvian cotton), 1473 nucleotides. RefSeq lists its product as uncharacterized. The transcript has 5 exons. The record is from RefSeq and is a predicted model, not a curated record. The coding region runs from base 1 to 1473 and encodes 490 amino acids. Lineage: Eukaryota; Viridiplantae; Streptophyta; Magnoliopsida; Malvales; Malvaceae.